AUGCGUCAAGUCUUCCCUUCCACCUUCUUCAACUUUGAGUUCCUUCGCCUUCUCGGAACCGUCCCAUACUACGGGGCCGAAGUUGGCGAAUGUCUCGAAACAGCGUCUAGGAUCAAGGACGGCGACCCGGAAACCUGGUAUCAAGCCUGGUGGGAUAUAGGACAGGAAGUACUUUCCCAGGCUGAGGACGCAGCAAAGACGGGCGACAAGACAGCAGCGAGUUGGGCAUACAUCCGAUCUGCCAAUUACUUCCGCGCCAGUGAAUUCUUGCUUCAUUGCACGCCAAACGACCCUCGAAUUCUCGUUGCGUCUCGGGCGAGUGUCGAGGCUUUCAAUAAAGGCUGGGUGCUGCUUGACGCGGAGGUUCGAGAGGUAGAGAUUCCGUACGACAAUGACAAGACUCUCCCGGGGAGGCUGUAUCUUCCUUCAACAAAACACAGAGUCACCCAAAAGUUGCCAUUGGUUGUCCAAACAGGUGGCUUCGACUCUACCCAGGAAGAGUUGUACUUUUACGGCGCCGCUGGUGCAUUGCCGCGCGGGUAUGCUGUUCUGACCUUUGACGGCCCAGGCCAAGGUCGAGCUCUCCGCGAAAAGAAGCUGUACCUCCGACCAGACUGGGAGCAUGUCACAGGACAGGUCUUGGACUUUGUGGUUGACAAGUUGUCGUCAGAGUAUGACUUGGACCUGGAUCGGCUCUCUGUCUUUGGAGCUUCUCUAGGCGGAUAUCUGUCUCUACGGGCUGCAACAGAUGCCCGGAUUAAGGCCUGCAUUACGGUGGACGGCCCCUUCGACUUGUUUGACAUUACGAAGAGCCGUAUGCCGGCUUGGUUUAUCAAUGGCUGGCUGAGCGGCUGGCUGAGUGACAAAUUCGUCAAUUGGGUCAUUGGGUGUCUUGAAAGGGUGAAUUUCCAACUGGCCUGGGAAUUUGGGCACAGCAAGUGGGUGUACGGCGUCGACACUCCGGCCGAUGUCUUGAGAUUCAUGCAAAAGUUUACUCUAAACAGUACAAAAAACGCAGUCUUAUCCAACAUAAAGUGCCCGACGCUUGUUACUGGUGCGGCGGACUCUUUCUACUUCACUCCAGAUCAAAAUGCACACAAGAUUAUGGAGGGAUUGACUUGUCUCAGCGACACUCAAAAGCGACUUUGGAUUGGAAAUGGGGUCAAGGGAGGUGGUUUACAAGCGAAAAUAGGAGCUCUUGCACUCGUUCACUACGAAAUGUUUGCCUGGUUGGACAAGACGUUUGGGAUUGAGCGGGAGAACUUGAUCAACAAGGUGUAG
Molecule: messenger RNA, 1281 nt
Organism: Metarhizium brunneum ARSEF 3297
Lineage: Eukaryota; Fungi; Ascomycota; Sordariomycetes; Hypocreales; Clavicipitaceae
Product: 20-hydroxy-prefusarin hydrolase FUS2
Source: RefSeq, a predicted model, not a curated record